This is a messenger RNA of Suncus etruscus (white-toothed pygmy shrew), 930 nucleotides long. It is a transcript of the gene TRDN, whose product is annotated as triadin. Bases 1 to 930 code for a protein of 309 amino acids. The record is from RefSeq and is a predicted model, not a curated record. The transcript is spliced from 9 exons. Gene Ontology annotation, cellular component: sarcoplasmic reticulum; membrane. Gene Ontology annotation, molecular function: signaling receptor binding. NCBI's taxonomy places the organism in Eukaryota, Metazoa, Chordata, Mammalia, Eulipotyphla, Soricidae.
AUGAUAGAAAAUGAUAACAAUGUUAGCUUCCUAGAUGGCAGCAUUGAUGGAAAUGCAUCUACUACCACGACUGUGAUAGAUAACAAAAAUGGAUCUGUGCCCAAAUCUCCUGGGAAAGUGCUGAAGAGGACAGUCACAGAAGACAUAGUCACAACGUUCAGCUCCCCGGCUGCCUGGCUACUGGUCAUUGCUCUUAUCAUUACAUGGUCAGCUGUUGCUGUUGUUAUGUUUGACUUAGUAGACUACAAAAACUUUUCAGCCAGCUCUAUUUCCAAGAUUGGCUCAGAUCCUCUUAAAUUUGUACAUGGAGCUGUGGAGGAAACAACAGACUGGAUAUAUGGCUUCUUCUCUUUGUUGUCAGACAUCAUCUCAUCUGAGGGUGAUGAAGAUGAAGAUGAUGAUGGUGAUGAAGACACUGGCAAAGGAGAAACAGAGGAGCCUCCCUUGAGAAAAAAAGAUAUACACAAGGAAAAGACUGAAAAGCAAGAGAAACGGGAAAAGAAAAUACAGACUAAAGUUACUCACAGAGAAAAAGACAAGGACAAAGACAAAGACAAAGACAAAAUAAAAGAAAAACCUGAAAAGAAAGCAACUCACAAGGAUAAGAUUGAAAAGAAAGAAAAACUAGAAGCAAAGACAGUGAAAAAAGAAGAUAAGAAAGCAACUAAGGAAAAGACUGAAGAGAAGACUAAGAAGGAAGUGAAAGGUGGAAAACAAGUGAAAGCAAAGGAAACAGCUGCAAAAACAAAAGAAGAAAAGAAAACACCAAAACUCAAAGAGAAGGAAGAGAAAGAGACUGUGCCUGGGUCCAAGUUUGAACAGAAAGGACAAAGUCCAGCCAUACCACCUCCUUUACCAAAAGCUCAACCUCCGAGACCUUCUGACUCACCACUUACUCUUGAAGGUAUAUUUAAUUUUUUCAAAGAUUAA